GAUGGUGAGGGGGACUGCGGGUCCGCACGUAUUGAGAGCUCGGCUCUGAGCUGAUGCGCGUCCACCAGUGUGCGUCAGUGGAGCGGGAGGAACGCAUGUUCGAGUCCGCCGCUGGAUGAUAUGAGCUGCUGAGUCCUCCAGUGUGCACCCAGUUGUAUAUGUGUUUUUGGAACGGGAUUCUUCAUGGAUAUUUGCUAUUUUUUUCCAAGUGUUUUGCAGGGGAAAGUGACAGCUGUAAGAGUUGAUUAGGGGAUGUAAGAGGAGCAGAUGUGAUUAGACAUUCCUGCAGCGGCAAACCAAACCAAACAUCGGACUGUUUUUUUUUUGUUUUUUUUAAAUCACUGACUUCACCUCUUUUUUUAUUUGAAGGAAAUGUAACCUUUGCUUUGAAGUGGGACGACUUUUGAGCCUUUUGCGUACUUGCCACUCUGGAUUCUUGGACCCAAAUGAGACAGGUUGUCUGAUGAGGGCACAGGAGCACUCGCACAGUGAAAUCACUGCAGCCUGCCCUGCACAGCGCACAGCCCCGCCGUCAUCCCUCGCUGCUCCACACCGGAGCGGAUGUACCACUUUUGAUAGAUUUUAACAAAACCAUUCGUCUCAACACUUUUUUUUGUGAAAAUGAGUGAUGAGAUGCACGAUCGCGAGUGUUAAUCAAGCUCUUUAUUAACUCAACAGGUCCAAUCCAAAGCCUGGAAAUGGAAUUAAUACAUGUAAUUGUGCUGCUGCUCUUGUUCUGGGUGUGCGCCGAGGCUGUCAUUAACCUUAAAUACGGAAUAAACGAGGAGAUGAAGCCUGGCUCCGUGAUUGGUAACGUGACAAAGGACGCGCUCAAACAGGGAUUCCAAAUCGCACCGCAGCCGCCCUACUUGCGGGUCAUCUCCAAUUCGGAGCCGCGCUGGGUGGAACUGAGCCCAGCGGGGAUUCUUACCACGCAAAUGAAGAUUGACCGGGAUGUAGUGUGCCGCCAGAACCCCAAGUGCAUUAUUUCUCUGGAGGUGAUGUCCAACUCUAUGGAGAUCUGCGUCAUCAAAGUUGAAAUUGAGGAUUUGAAUGACAACGCGCCCAAAUUUCCCACCAGCCACAUCGACAUUGAAAUCUCCGAGAACGCCUCCCCUGGGACCAGGUUCCCCCUGGAGGGGGCGAGCGAUCCAGACGCGGGCGUCUUCGGCGUGCAGUCCUACUCUAUCACCCCCAAUGAGCUCUUUGGGCUGGAGAUAAAAACGAGAGGGGACGGCUCCAAGAUUGCAGAGCUUGUGGUGCAGAAAUCACUAGACCGAGAGACUCAGUCCCACUACAGUUAUGAGAUCAGCGCAGAGGAUGGAGGAGACCCGCCAAAAAUAGGCGCGGUCCAAUUAAACAUCAAAGUCAUCGACUCCAAUGACAACAACCCUGUUUUUGACGAGCCUGUGUACACUGUUAAUGUCAUGGAGAACUCUCCCAUCAACACUUUAGUCAUAGAUCUAAAUGCAACAGAUCCAGAUGAGGGCACCAACGGCGAGGUGGUGUACUCCUUCAACAGUUACGUCACCGAGAAGACGAGGGAUGCUUUCAAAAUUGAUCCCCGCACCGGGAUCAUCACCGUCAACGGCAUUCUGGAUUACGAGACCACCCAGAUUUACGAGAUUGACGUGCAGGCCAAAGACCUGGGUCCCAACUCCAUACCGGCUCACUGCAAAGUCACCGUCAACGUGAUGGACACCAACGACAACCCGCCCGUCAUCAGCCUCCUGUCCCUCAACACAGAGAUGGUGGAAGUGAGCGAGAACGCGCAGCGCGGCUACGUCAUUGCCCUGGUGCGCGUCUCAGACAAGGACGCCGGGGCAAAUGGCAAGGUGCAGUGCCGGCUCCAGGGCAACGUCCCCUUCCGGCUGCAGGAGUACGAGAGCUUCUCCACCAUCCUGGUGGACGGACGGCUGGACCGGGAGCAGAAGGACACAUACAAUCUGACCAUCCAGGCUGAGGAUAGCGGCAUCCCUCCCCUUCGCGCCACCAAGUCGCUGGUGGUCAAAGUGACGGACGAGAACGAUAACCCUCCUCACUUCCUUAAGCCACAUUAUCAGGAGAUGGUGAUGGAGAACAACCUGCCCGGCUCCUGUCUGCUGGCGGUCUCGGCAGAAGACCCCGACCUGGGCAUGAACGGCACCGUCUCCUACUCCAUAGUCCCGGGUGAGAUUAAGCACAUGGACGUCAACACGUACGUGAGCAUCAACCCAUCAGGCCGUAUAUACUCCAUGAGGUCCUUCGACCACGAGUACACCAGGACGUUUGACUUCAAAGUCCUAGCCAGAGAUAACGGCAAUCCGUCCUUGUCGAGCAACGCCACCGUGAGAAUCGUGGUGCUGGAUGUCAACGACAACACCCCCGUCAUGACCAACCCUCCCCUGGUGAACGGCACCGCCGAGGUGUCUAUCCCCAGGAACGCCGGCGUGGGCCACAUGGUCACCCAGGUGAAAGCGGACGACUAUGACGAGGGCGAGAAUGGGCGCCUCACCUACACCAUCUCCGAGGGCGACCGGGCCUUCUUCGAGAUCGACCAGGUCAACGGCGAGGUGCGCUCAACCCGAAUGUUCGGGGAGAAUGCCAAAUCCACAUACGAGAUUACUGUGGUUGCCCGCGACCACGGCAAGCCCUCGCUGUCCGCCUCGGCCUACAUUGUCGUGUACCUCUCGCCGAACCUCAACGCCCAGGAGUCCAUCGGACCCGUCAACCUGUCCCUCAUCUUCAUCAUCGCACUGGGCUCCAUCGCAGCCAUCCUCUUUGUCACCAUGAUCUUUGUGGCCGUCAAGUGCAAGAGGGACAACAAGGAAAUCCGGACAUACAACUGCAGUUUCUUCUACUUGCGCAGGGUGGCCGAGUACUCGUACGGCAACCAGAAGAAGUCGAGCAAGAAGAAGAAGCUGAGCAAGAACGACAUCCGCCUGGUGCCUCGCGAUGUCGAGGAGACGGACAAGAUGAAUGUGGUGAGUUGCUCGUCACUCACCUCCUCGCUCAACUACUUCGACUACCACCAGCAGAGCCUACCGCUGGGCUGCAGGCGCUCCGAGAGCACCUUCCUCAACGUGGAGAACCAGAACUCGCGCAAUGCCGCGCCCAACCAUGGCGGCUAUCAGCACCCGUUCACCGGUCAGGGCCACCAGCAGCCAGACCUCAUCAUCAACGGCAUGCCGCUGCCAGAGACGGAGAAUUAUUCAAUUGACUCCAGUUACGUGAACAGCAGAGCCCACCUCAUUAAAAGCACAUCCACAUUCAAGGACCUGGAGGGGAACAGUCUGAAGGACAGCGGCCACGAGGAGAGCGACCAGACAGACAGCGAACACGAUGUCCAGCGAGGACACUAUGUUGACACGGCUGUCAAUGACAUGCUCAACAUGACCGUCCCCCCAAAUGUUUGCCAGCUGCCAGACCAAGGCAGCGAACCCACUGAAGGCUUCCACUGCCAAGACGAGUGCCGCAUCCUUGGGCACUCAGACCGCUGUUGGAUGCCUCGCGUCCCUAUCCCAGCACGCGUGAAGUCGCCCGAGCAUGCCCGCAAUGUCAUCGCUCUGUCGAUCGAGGCCACCACGGUGGACGUUCCCCACUAUGAGGACGGCACCACUAAGAGGACUUUUGCCACCUUUGGCAAGGACGGGCACGAUGAUGUGGAGCGAGGCGACAUGAGGGGGAAGCGGACUCAGGAAUCUCAGGUGUGCAGCCCCAAGGCCAAUGGUGGGGCGGUGCGCGAAGCCGGCAACGGGCGAGAGGCGGCCAGCCCCAUCACUUCCCCCGUGCACCUGAAGAGCCCCAUGUCCAAGCCCUCGUCUGCCUACAACACACUGAAAUGCCGCGACGCAGAGCGCAUCGCCAACCACAGCCUGCUCCGGCAACCGGAGGGGAAAGACAGUGAGCCAUCGGUGCGGGAGAUCAACACGCUUCUCCACGAUGGCCGCGACAAGGAGUCCCCCAGCAGCAAGCGCUUGAAGGACAUUGUGCUUUAGCGAGCUUCUCCGCCACACACUUAGUGUAAACUCACAUAUAUAUACAUAUAUAUCCCGCAAUAGCUGUACAUUCACACAAGAAGAGUCCAACAGAGGGACUAGACAAGACACACCCAUUUGCAGUAUGCAAUAUUCAAGAGUGUGCUGCAGCUAGUUGUGUGCUCAUGCCAAGGUAGUGGAUGUGGCUUUGUUGUAGUUGCGGUACUUUUUUCCCAUUUGCUUUUUCUUUGUCUUUAUUUUCUUGUUAUCAGCAGUGAGUGGACAGGCAGGUUACUGUUGACUGCACGGAAGUGGCUAUCGGAGCUCGCCAGCCCUUACGCCAAAGCAGGACAUGUUUGGACACCCUCAGGUGCCGACGCUUAAGUACAGAUAUGCCUUUUUCAACAACUUUUGUAUCACAAUGAAAUAUUUGCCUUCUUUGGUUUUGCAGUUGGUCCUAGCUGCGAAAAUCGCUCUUUGUUCCUUUGUAUAGUGAGCUCCGUCGAUGUAACGAGGAAGACACAGGAUUCAUCGGAAAAAAUAUACUCCCUGAGUUCGGUGCGCAUCUGGGAGACGGGGAAGGGUGACCUCUCAAUCUCAUUUGCGCUUCACCCUGCCGACUAAUAAGAUAGGCUCUCUCUGCAUCUCCGAGGACAUCCCGGCGUCACCACACUGUGAGGUCUUUACAGUGUUUAGAUUCUGUCAAUGACAGAGCUAAAUGAACUGUCGCAAAGCCUCUCGGAAAAAUGGACGGACCCGGCUGUACGCCUCCAUAUCUGCGGUGGUGCCCAACCUUGAUUGUAGUCAGUGGAGCACAAGUUCAAACCCUGCUCUCCGGUCUUGUAUUUUUUCUGACUUUUGACUAUGGGGCUAGGAUAGAAGGGAUCGUCACUCUUGUCUUGCUAUGUGAAACUCUGUAUAGGGUUUACUAUUAUCAUUUUUAUUAACCUGUUGUAAUGUGACAAUCCCUUUAAAUGUUUUGUUUUAACAGAUUGAAAAAAAAAUAAACAUAAACAUUGGUGUUCGACUGAAGCUACAGUAGCGUUUGUUACACAAACACAAAAAUGAAAAAAAAAAACACAUGCCAAAAUAUAUUUUAUAAAUAAUUUAAAAAUGUAUAAUGAGAAUAUUUAAUGAUGUGUAGUUAUUCUAUGAGUAAGUUAUACUUGAAAUUAACUUGCUUUUGGGUUUUUUUUUUUGUUUUUUCUUUGUCUUUUGCUUUUAUAUUGAACCUGAUUUUUUUAUUUGUUUUUUUUUUCAAAAUUAUCUGUUUUUUGGUUUGCUGUGUUACCCCCCUGGCAACUGUUGACUUGCAGUCUACCUUGUUGUAAAGAGUUUCUUAUUGGUCAGUUCUUGUGCCAUCAAGUUUCUGUGUGGGCUACUAGAAAAUGUAAAAAAACAACAAAAAAAAGACACAAAAAGAAGCAAUUUCAGCACCAACAUUAGUGUGUCAGUUCAAUGAGCUUAGAGUGAGAUAGCAAAAGAAACCCAAAAAAAAAAGAAUAAAAAAAAGAUGCAAACAAACCGAUAAUUUUGAAGAUGGAGUUCCACCAGGUGUCCUACUAAGCCCAGACAAGUUUAGGCAAAACUUUAGAUUUUUUUAAACCUUCGAUUGAGAGUCUGGGUUCACCCAGCACUUUUCUUACCAAGCUCCAUCUGUGUUGAGUUGAUAUAUAAAGUUUUGAUCAUAGUGAUACAGAACUGCCCCCCCUCUAGCAUCACGCAGCAGGUGAGAAAGAAUGGUUGUCAUUCCGGGAUGAAGCGUGCUGCACAUCAGCAGUGUGGUUUUAUGUUGCUUUGCGGUAAAUUAUGUGCAACGUGGAACAUGUGAAUGAAAGUGGACAGACUGCAUACAUACAAAAAAAAAAAUUAGAUCUUGUAGCUGAAUGUUUUGCUGGUCUCACCCUUGGCUUCUGGCAAAAUGAACAUCGGAAUAAUCACUGAAUGUAUACAGCAGCUUAUAAUUAAACUAUUAAAUGUGUCUGCUUGUUUUUUCUGGUCAUUUUUGCACACACAAGACAAAAAGUGUCCAAUGUGCUCAUUAGGAGACAAUGUCUGAGCUUCAAGCCACUGAGUGGUCAUUAUCCCUCGGCAAUGCUUUGCUUUAUACCAAGGAAGCAAGUGGUGGAAGAAGCUAUAGAGACAAAUUCUGUGGUGUUACUUGAACAUUUUGUAGCUUCGGUAUCGCAUACAGACCUUGUUAAAAAGAACACACGUGGCAAGAGAAACAUGAAACCAGCACCUAAAGAAACACAAAUAUUUGACACAAGAUAUUUGACAAUACUACAUUGCAACAUUGUUUUUGAAAGAUAUGGUUUGUGGCAUCUCAGCUCGUCCCCAAACACGGAAAUGUCAAUGUCAUUUGUGUUUGGACAAAUAAACAUCACAAUCAUCAUGUAGGAGUUGGAAGAAGCAGAGCUUAUUUUAAUCCUACUAACCCUCCGAUUACUGUUUAAUGUGUUUAAAUGUUAUCAUUUUCUAAGAGCGGGAGAAAAGAAUAGAUUAUGCAAUAGUAAAAGACAAAAGAAAACGAAUGUGGUUAAACAAAUAAAUAAUAUAUACAUAAUAAUACAUUAAUUUAAAAAAUAAUACAGGUUUUAGUGUUUUUGGUCACAAAUUACAUUGCAAGUUUACAACUAAAACAAUGGACUAGUAUAUUUUAACUGAGCACAAUUCAUUUACAAUGUGCAACAUGAUGUCAGUGUCAUGAAAUAUGUAUUCACGUCCAUUGUGUUUGUCAUAAUAAAAUGGAAAUUAACAGUCACAAGUAGCACCGGCUGCAUUAAUAUUCACCGCAAUCUCUCUUGCUGUUUCCCAUUAUUUCCCGAGCAGACCUUUGGGGAAAGUUCCUACAAGUGAGGUGUGUUUGCAUGCAUCUAUUUCUGGCUGGGAGUGUUCUUUUUGUUUCUUAGAGUGGGUCACUUGGCGCCUUUUGUGAAACAAAAACACACAGAAGUCGCAGUAAAAGUGACAAGGGCUAGCAGGGGAUAGCAGGGGUGUCCACAUUUUUUUCCACCGAGGGCGGCAUGCAGAAAAAAGAAAGGAUUCAGCUGGGCGCCACUUUGAUAAUUUGUGUUUCUAAAACACGUUGAAACCAACCUAAUGUACGUCAAGAUAUGCUAAGCAGUUAAAUAUACAGUAGAUCCCCACUUUGCCGUUUCGCGACAUGCAAAAGUGGGUCACAAAGACGAUGAAAUAAAUACAACGGAACCUUGGUUAGCGUCAUUGUUUUGUUCCAGAAGGUCCGACUCUAAGUGAAACAGACAUAUAACCAAAUCAAUUUUUUCGAUAAAAAAUAAUGUAAAUCCAAUGAAUCCCACCCAGAAAGCCAAACUGCGAACAAAAAACAUGUUGUUUAUAUUUUUAACAAUUCUAGUUGUACAUGCAGAAAACAAUUGAAAAUGCAUAUAAGUAUAUAUAAAGGAUGAAUGAAAGGGUUAAAUGAACAUCUAAUGUUACUUUUACCAACAUUGAAAACCUGAUUCUUGACUGAAAACAGGAAGGUGGUGGUGCUUGAUCUCGCUGCCACAUCGUGUCUUUGGGAACAAUCACGUCAUUCAUGUAAAACUCUAAAAUAAUUGUAAAACUUUUAAUAAUUGUGAAACUAUGAAAACGUGUUAACAGUUUUGAGAGUCAACCGCUGAUAACAUCAGAGACGAGUGAUGUAACGUCCGGCUCCGGUUGUAAUUUUGUUUAGCUAGCUAAUAUGAUGCUUGUUGAAUUCACACAGUGUGUUAAUAAUACAAGAAGACGCGCGCCAUAGUGUACACUAACUGGAGAAUGCACACAAACCGAGGCAAAAUUGUGGUGUACUUUUUCAACAUUAACUGAAGAUCACGCUAACCUGGGCGGACGCUAACUGAGGUUCCACUGUAGGCCCAGUAGAAAACGAAGAACUUACAUUUUAGCUCCUGUGCGUUCCGAAGUAUAACACCUCAUUGUGCACCAAACACAUUUUGCUGCAUACAAAACAUGUACUUUAACAAAACGUGUACGUGUUGUUAACAUAAACAGUGUAGUCCACACACAAUGUAACUAAAAUUGAAUCGUGAAAGACUGUAUGCCAAUGUGCCAAUGUGAACUUCAUAGUAUUUAUUGCUCCUGGUUUUUGUCAUAAUUCAGACAAUAACAAAAGUGACACUGAUUCAAAAUCAGAAAUAUAGUGUAAUGUCUAU
Dunckerocampus dactyliophorus (ringed pipefish) is the source of this 8131-nucleotide messenger RNA. It is a transcript of the gene pcdh19, whose product is annotated as protocadherin 19. NCBI's taxonomy places the organism in Eukaryota, Metazoa, Chordata, Actinopteri, Syngnathiformes, Syngnathidae. Gene Ontology annotation, molecular function: calcium ion binding. The transcript is spliced from 5 exons. Gene Ontology annotation, cellular component: plasma membrane. Gene Ontology annotation, biological process: homophilic cell-cell adhesion. Bases 699 to 3977 code for a protein of 1092 amino acids. The record is from RefSeq and is a predicted model, not a curated record.